Messenger RNA from Alternaria atra, 840 nucleotides. RefSeq lists its product as uncharacterized. Gene Ontology annotation, biological process: dephosphorylation. The record is from RefSeq and is a predicted model, not a curated record. Lineage: Eukaryota; Fungi; Ascomycota; Dothideomycetes; Pleosporales; Pleosporaceae. Gene Ontology annotation, cellular component: cytoplasm. The transcript has a single exon. The coding region runs from base 1 to 840 and encodes 279 amino acids. Gene Ontology annotation, molecular function: phosphatase activity; inositol diphosphate tetrakisphosphate diphosphatase activity.
AUGUCCCUACCAAACGGAGACUCCGCGACGUCUGCUAGCCAGGACCAAAACGCUCAGGAAAGCGUAUUCCAGAGGAUCAGGGAAUUCGUUGCUUCUCUCGGGCUCGCUGCAAGCGACGGACUUAUCCAGCAUGCUGGCGAGACCAAGCACGAGGACUUGAAGGUCAUCGUGGAUCCCCAAAACCACGAGUGCUCUGUGACCUGCACAGCAGGGUCUCAUGGCACUCUCACACCAGCCGGCUCCAUUCGUUCGGUUCCUGAUCGCCUACAAUCCCUGAUUCCUCCCUCCAACUACGGUGCCGUUCUUCCUGGUUGCAUCUACCGCAGCAGUUAUCCCCAGGAGAAGAACUACGGAUUCCUGAAGGAUGUUGGAAUCAAGACCAUUCUAACUCUGGUCCCAGAGCCACUCUCACCAGAGUACCAGAGCUUCAUGAAGGAGGCUGGUAUACAGCACUUCCACGCCCACAUCAAGGCCAACAAGGGCGAAGUUCGCGUCGAAUCGUGCGAAAUGUCACGAGCUCUACGUCUGGUUAUGGAUCGCACCAACCACCCGAUCCUCGUCCAUUGCAACAAGGGCAAGCACCGCACAGGAUGCACCAUUGCCUGCUUUCGAAGGAUCCUCGGAGUCGACCCCGAGACGAUUCGCGAGGAGUACCAUACCUAUGCUGGUGUAAAGGCUCGCUUCCUCGAUGAGGUAUUCUUCGAAAACUUCGACCUCAACUUGGUCAUGUGGAUAGCCCGCCAGGAGGGCUGGGUUGCGCCUGCAAUCGAUGUUGCACCGCCCACACCCCCGGCUUCAGUCACUUCAAGCGCCAGCGCAAAGGUCGUCGCUCUCGCAUGA